Messenger RNA from Zonotrichia albicollis (white-throated sparrow), 6391 nucleotides. The record is from RefSeq and is a predicted model, not a curated record. Lineage: Eukaryota; Metazoa; Chordata; Aves; Passeriformes; Passerellidae.
GCAGCGGUGGUGCCGCCCGCCCGCGCUGCCCAUGCCGGAGCCUCGCCGUGCUUCCCUCCCUUCUCCAGCUUCCCUCCCUUCUCCAGCCUGCCUCCCUUCUCCAGCCGCCCGGGAUGGGCGUGCGGAGCGGCGGGAGCGGGCGAGAGCCGCGGGCAGCGCUGGGGCGGCGGCACAUGUGGGGCGGCCGCUGAGCGGAGCCGCGUCCCGGUGUGGGGCUCCCGCUCGCCGGCAGCGGGGCUGGGGACGGUGCUGGCGGCCUGGGAAGGGGCAGCGGUGAGGGGUCGAGCCCCGGUCCCGGGCAUGGCGGAGUCCCUGAGCCCCUGCUCCCCACGGAGCCAGUGCCAGCCCAGCAUGGGCGCCAAUACCUCGUCUGCCAACGUGGACGCCAACGCCUCCUCCUCUGUGGUGGGCGGCAGCGCGUGGAGGAGCCGGGAGCCCUUCUCCAUCUUCACCGUCCUCAUCCUCACCCUGCUGGUGCUCCUGACCGUGGCCACCUUCCUCUGGAACCUGCUGGUGCUGGCGACCAUCCUGCGAGUGAAGGCCUUCCACCGGGUGCCCCACAACCUGGUGGCCUCCACGGCGGUGUCGGACGUGCUGGUGGCGGCUCUGGUGAUGCCGCUGAGCCUGGUGAAGGAGCUGUCGGCCGGGCGGCGCUGGCGGCUGGGCCGGGAGCUGUGCCUCGUGUGGGUGUGCUUCGACAUGCUGUGCUGCACGGCCAGCAUCUGGAACGUGACGGCCAUCGCCCUGGACCGCUACUGGUCCGUCACCCGGCAGCUGCAGUACACGCUGCUCGCCCGCCGCCGCAUCUCCAACGUGAUGAUCGCUCUCACCUGGCUGCUGUCCGCCGCCAUCUCCCUCGCCCCGCUGCUGGGCUGGGGCGAGACCUACAGCCCCGAGCAGGAGCGCUGCCAGCUCAGCCAGAAGCCGUCCUACACCAUCGUCUCCACGGGCGGAGCCUUCUACCUGCCCCUCUGCGUGGUGCUCUUCGUCUACUGGAAGAUCUACAAGGCGUCCAAGUUGCACAUGGGGGCCCGCAGGAGGAACGCCGUGCUGCCCCUGCCCGAGGCUGCCCAGGUGAAGGAAGCUUCGCAGGAACCACAGAUGGUGUUUACAGCUCGUCGUGCAGCUAUCACUUUCCAGACAGAUGGAGAAACAUGGAGAGAACAGAAAGAGAAAAAAGCAGCUCUGAUGGUUGGCAUCUUAAUUGGAGUUUUUGUACUGUGCUGGAUCCCUUUCUUCAUCACAGAAUUAAUAAGUCCCCUCUGUUCCUGUAACAUCCCGCCCAUCUGGAAAAGCAUCUUUCUUUGGCUUGGCUACUCAAAUUCUUUCUUUAAUCCUCUCAUUUAUACAGCAUUUAACAAAAAUUACAACAAUGCCUUCAAGAACCUUUUUGUAAAGCAAAGAUAAAAGGGGACACAGAGGAGAAAACGAUUAUUGCAUAAUAGAUUUCUUGAGGGAAACAUGCCUGUGAUAUGAACAGUUGCCAUGCACGAGAGCUACUUGAGGGGAUUUAGCAGCAGUGAAAAAGAAGAUGGAAGAUGUCUGGAUAUAAACCUACUGAGAGUUUACAGUCUCCCUUUAGAAACACAGAUGUGCUACGCCAGUGUUUGGCAAGGAAGGUGGAAGCAGGGAAUGCCUCCCGUCUGCUCUUCAAUCAGCACAGGCUGAGUGAGGUGUGCGCGGUGCCGGGGCUGUCACACCCAGCACGGCUGUCACACCUAACGGGGCUGUCACACCUAACGGGGCUGUCACACCUAACGGGGCUGUCACACCCAGCGCGGCUGGUCCCGCCCAGCACGGCUGUCACAUCUAACGGGGCUGUCACACCCAGCACGGCUGUCACACCUAACGUGGCUGUCACACCCAGCGCGGCUGGUCCCGCCCCGCCAGCCACAAGGCCCUGCCGGAGCUCUCCUCAUUAGCAAAGGCACCGUGGGAGCUGCUAAUUGGGCAGUACUAACAUGUUGGUGAUAUGAACAGUAUGCUGGGUUCGGGUUUGAGAUUUAUUUGGGAGGGAAUAAACAUGCUGCAGUCAAUCAGUCCGUGAGUUGAUGUGAAAUUAAAGAGGAUGACCAAGCAGCUCAGACACACAGCCUGGCAGGACUGAGGGGCUGUGUGCUCUGCAAGCAGCAGGGCUUGAUGGGCAGGCUUGAUCAGACAGGGGUCACCUGUGUCCCCUGGGCUUAAGUGAAACUUAAGAGGCAAGCACAGAAUUACUCAGAGUCCCUGAGAAUGUGUUCUCAUAGGAGGAUCUAGUGAGGAUUUUUCACUUGUGCUGUCCUCUCUCACUCUGCCAGGCUCAGACUCUGCCUGUUUUACGGAACCCAGGUGAGCUCAAGAUAGACACCAACACCUCCAAGUGAAUGGGGGCUGUGUGCCUGGUUAUUUCAUGCUGCCAUAAAACUGAGCAGGCAUCUGUGUGACAAACACCACACAGGGUGCUCAGUCACACCAGGUGUCCUGCAGCAAUGUGUGGCUGCUUGGCAGUGGUGGGUGAGAGCCUGGGGCCCUGGCACCAUCCAUGUGCUCAGCACCCAACCUGGGUGAAGGCCACAAUUUGUCAGCUGGCAUCAACUUCCUCCUAUUGUAACAAAGGCUUGAUGCCAUCAGGUGUAAGUGACUCCCCAAAACCCAGAGACUCAAACCUAAGCCUGAAAUAAUUUUCCCAAGAUCUGACAAACAUCACUGACCCAACAAUAUAUACAGAAAUAAUCUAUUUCCUUGCAUACUGCCAAGUCCAUCUUGCUCCAUAUUUGUCUCUCUGGUGGGUUUUACUUCCUCCCCUGCUCUGAGUGGGAGAGCUGACACAUCACUGAGUAUUUCUAGCAUGGCACAGAGUCCCAGGAAGCUGAAAGGAGCUUGGCUGCAUGUCAGGAGCACAGGCAGUGCUGUACCUCACACCUGCAGUGCUGUGACAGUCCAGUGUGACCCGCUGUGCCCACAGCCACCUGUGUGUCUUGCAUUCCUGCAGAGGAUGCUUCUCUCCAUUUCAGUGGGAAUUCAGAAGUUCUAAUUACCUAGAAUUUCAAAGAGUUGUUAGACAGUGACUUAGACAGUGACUCAGACUUAAAUGCUGAUUUAAAUAACUUUCCCUUGUGACUCUCAACUUGCCUGCAUAUGGAAUAGCUACCAUUCAAACCAGUGUUUGGAGGCUUAAUUAAACCAGAAGGAAGGCACAUAUGUAAGAGACUGAAUGUUACUAAAACCUGCAGCUUCAUUCAGAACCACUGAUGAAUUUUUCAAGUCACUUGAUUUUUUUUCAUGUAAGAGAGUCACUGCUCUAAAACCUUUAAAAUCCAAACAGAUGACAUGGAAGGAGGAAAUGCAGAGGUCAUCUUGAGCUGGUGUUGAAAAGCACACAAAUCUUCUGCAUGUGGCACUCCUGAAAUUUCUAAUAAUCAUGGUUUGGACAAAUUUUAGUGCCUGUACUCCCUGAGCCUGGUAAGCCAAGCCAUCACUGUGACACAAAUCCAGUGCCAGUGCUGGUGCCCUGGCCCAUCCCAGUCUGGCUGCAGUGAUGUCCAGCUGCACAUUCCAAGCUCCAGUUCCAGGGGCAGCACAGGCUGUGCAGGCUCCUUCUGCCACGGCUCUGGAGCUUGGGAGGACACCACAGAGCUGCAAGGCCCCUGUGCAGUUCCUGCAGCCACACAUGCAGGGCACUGCUGCAGACACUGGCCUGCAGCACAAGCAGCAGAGCAGCAGCAGGGCACUGGCACAGCUCUCCUCCUCCUCAAGGAUGGAUUUAGGUCCCUUAGGAGGUGAGGCUGGGCCUCUGGGAUUGUGCUGUGAGGAGUUCUGAAGCUCAGCAGGCAGUGCUGUGCCCACCCAAGCACCUGUGCCAGCAGUGUUACAGUGAUGGCUCACACAGCCGGCCUCCCCACACACCCAGAGGCAAUGAGAGGCAAGCAGAGCUUUCAUUUCAUUGCAGUGGCUUUAGAAAGCUCUCAACAAAAUCAGCUUCCCACACUGGCUCUAAAUGCAGACUGCAUUUAGAAGAGUGGCAGCACAGAUUUGGGAUUUAAAAUUCUGGUUUUUAUUCACAGCUUUCUUUGUGGGGCAAAGAAAAUAUUUAUCAGUGGUUGGUGCCUAACCUGUUGCAUGCUCCCAUGUGAACUAAGAUUAAGGACACAGUAUCUUGACUAUCCAAACAGAAAAAAAAAAUUUAAAUAUUCUAAAGGGACAUCAUUUGGCACAGCUUAGAUGUUAUGUAUUUAUUUCCCCAAUAGAAGUUGCCAAUUUGAGUACACCAAUCAUCUCUGCUUGUAAGCAGUGGACUACUAGUUUUAAAUUUUAUUUCCUGACACUGAAUUUGCUCUCAGAAAAAUUUACUGAACCCUAUUGUUUGGCAGAAGGGCAGAGUUGCAUCCUGCAGCAAGGCUCUGAGAAUCCUGCAGCAGCUGCAUUGAGCCCAGAAUGUGCAGAAAUGAAAGGGCUUUGGAAGAUGAGUGUGAGCAGACAAUGCUAAUAACCCUAAUGAAGAAAUUAGGUUUUGCUGCAAGUCCUGUAAAUGUUACUUUACAAGCCUUACAGGGUAACAGCAAAUGAGUUCAGGGCAAGACAUUUCUCUUUCAACAAGGAAAUCCAGCAAUACUGAAGGAAAAUUCUGAGAAUUCCUUGCUUGCAACCAGCUGAGAUGGAGAAUUAAGGCAGAUUCUCCUUGCUGUCAGUUCCUCCCCAGGUGUGAGGAGAAAUGGCACCCAGCACACAGAGCCUGUGCCAGAAAGCAAAAACAACUGAUGGAACUGUUUUCACACCCUCACCAGCUCCUUUCUUCUCCUUUUCACAUGGGCCUCACACCAAAGGUUGUGGCCAUCUGCCCUGGUCUCCAUCUGCAGCAGACAGUGAGUUAUGAUCUGGACUCUGAUUUAUCCUUUGUGAGCAAUAACUGCAUUCUACAAACCUCAGAAUUAUAUCUUAGUCAAAAUCAGAAGCUCUUAGACGUUCACAUUUUUAUAUUCCUUGUGGAAGUUUCCAGGGUACUGUGUUUGUAGCAGGUAAGCAUAAAUUUUAACAUUAUACUGAACAAAUAAUCACAUCACUUACUCUUACAUGCAAGUUCAUUAUUUACCCUACCUAUGAAAUUUUUCUUGAUGCUGAAAAGCAAUUGUGAUUAAAAUGAUAAAUCCCAAAGUGAAAUGCCCAUUCAAGUUACUUUUUUAGAGUUGCAUGGUACACAAACACAGCACAGCUUGAAUUCCCAAGCAGGUCUCCUUGGGGCCAAAGCUGAGUUAUUCAAUUUACAAACUGGAAUGAGCUUUCUAUUGUUUUUAUAGAGGGCAAAGUUUGUAGACAGAUAUAAUGCCUCCUAUAUCAAAGCUGACUACAGAAAGUCUGCAAGCAGCACUCAGUGCAGGUUUCCUUCUUUGAAGGAAGGCUGAGUGUAAAUUUUUCCUUCUUUGAAGGGACUUGGAAUCUGAUUUUGCCAGUCCUGGGCAGACUGACUUUUUGAACCAAGAGGAGCAGCCCAGAUCUAUUCCCUCACUGAGCAGUGUGGGGGAGCAAGGUCCCAGCUGGCUCAGUCAGAAGCUUUCCUUUCUGUUUGUGCUGAAGGAGCAGGACAUCACAAACACAGUGACUCAUUUAACUGUGGACACAGUUCAUCUUUUAAUGCAGUUGUGAUUCAGGACCUGGGAAAGCUUCUGAGGCCAGUUCCACCUUAAAAACACAAUAUCAGAAUGUCACUGGAUUCCAAACAUCCUUUAUUUUAUAUCUGCUGCCAUAGACAAUAAUUGAACAGUGCUGUCAUUAGUGUCAGUGGGAAAAGGAACAUGGGUCUUCUUCUCCUGAAGAUGUCAUGUACAUUAAGAAGCCAGUCCAAAAUCCUGGAGUUAAGUACAAAAAGCAACCGUUUGAAUUAUAAAAUACUGUAUAUACAGAUAUAAAAAUGUCUCAGAAAAUGUCCCACAAAGUUUCUGAACUUUCAAGAGCAAGUCUUCAGCAGGGUGACAGACUCUGAUUUCCAUCCCAGCCAGGGAUAACGUGGUGAUCCUAGUAUUAAGGUGUUUGUUUCCUGGAGCUAUUAAUUUAACAAGCACACUCUCUAUAUAUAAAAAUGAAAUUUCAAAGAAAUUUAUACAACAGCUAGACUUUAUAAAAAUAUAGAUCUAUAAUUUUACACCAGGAAUUAUCCAAGGUAAGUUUUCAUUUUCUUAGCCAUUAGAAAUUAAUUGUUAUCCUCUGGAAUCCUAUAUAUAUGGCUAGAAUAUAAACUAAAAUAAUGUGAAGUUAUUAGCUGGAAAAGUGAGUUUGAAGGGGUUUUUGGGCCCAAAUUAACAAAGUACUGCAUUCUGCAGUGCUCAUCCUGUGGGGUGGUGGACAUACUACACAGUACAUGUAAACUUAUUCCAGAAUUUUCACUUAAUUCAGUGUUAAAACCCAAAAAAAAAAAAAA